Molecule: messenger RNA, 3628 nt
Organism: Staurois parvus
Lineage: Eukaryota; Metazoa; Chordata; Amphibia; Anura; Ranidae
Source: the annotation of a GenBank genome assembly
GUGGACAUCCGAGAAAUAAAGGAGAUUCGGGUGGGGAAGAAUUCACGUGACUUUGACAGAUACUUGGAAGAUGCCACGGUGCGCUUGGAAACUGAUCACUGCUUUGUUAUCCUAUACGGAACAGAGUUUAGACUUAAAACCUUAAGUCUGCAAGCCACAUCAGAGGAGGAAGUGAACAUGUGGAUUAGAGGGUUGAAUUGGUUACUCCAGGACACACUUCUGGCUCCCACUCCGCUGCAGAUCGAGAGGUGGCUCAGGAAACAAUUUUACUCGUUAGACAGAAAUCGAGAAGACAAGAUCUCUGUCAAGGAUUUGAAGAAUAUGCUAUCGCAGGUCAACUACAGAGUCCCAAAUAUGAGAUUUCUGCGUGAUCGACUCAUGGAAGUGGAGCAGAGAAACCAAGAGAUAAACUAUGCUCAGUUUGCCCAGCUAUACCGCUCCCUUAUGUACAAUGCACAGAAGACCAUGCCAAUCCCUUUCCUGGAGAGAGGUGGAGAGCCUCUAGGGAUGUGCAGAGUGUUACUGUUGGACUUCCAGACCUUUCUGCUGGAGUAUCAGAAGGAAAUGUGGGCAUCUGAUCUUCUCCAAGUGCAAGAGUUCAUGUUUCACUUUUUGCGUGACCCUUUGAGGGAGAUAGAGGAACCCUACUUCACCCCAGAGGAGUUUGUUACAUUCCUGUUCUCCAAGGAGAACACUGUGUGGGAUUCUUCACUGGACACCGUGUGUCCCCAAAAUAUGGACAAUGCCCUCUCCCAUUAUUGGAUCUCCUCUUCUCAUAACACGUACCUAACGGGAGAUCAGUUCUCCAGUGAAUCCUCCCUUGAAGCAUACGCCCGCUGUUUGCGGAUGGGCUGCCGCUGCAUAGAGUUGGAUUGCUGGGAUGGACCAGAUGGGAUGCCAGUCAUCUACCAUGGGCAUACUCUGACCACCAAAAUAAAGUUCAAUGAGGUUCUCUACACCAUCAAAGAACAUGCUUUCAUCACAUCGGAAUACCCAGUUAUUUUGUCAAUUGAAGAUCAUUGCAGUAUUGCCCAGCAGAGGAACAUGGCCCAGUACUUCAAGAAAGUAUUUGGGGAUAUGCUUCUAAUCAAACCAGUGGAUGUCAGUGCUGAUGUUUUACCCUCCCCAAACCAGCUUAAAAGAAAAAUUCUCAUCAAGCACAAGAAGCUAGCAGAAGGCAGUACCUAUGAAGAGAUCCCCACCUCCACGGUGUAUUCAGAAAAUGACAUCAGCAACUCCAUUAAGAAUGGAAUCUUGUACCUGCAGGAUCCAAUUAAUCAUGAGUGGUAUCCUCACUUCUUUGUACUUACCAGCAGCAAGAUCUACUACUCUGAGGAGACCACAGGAGGACAAGCCAAUGAUGACGAGGAGGAGCAGAAGGAGACCAGCAACAGUUCUGAAUUACACUCUACUGAGAAAUGGUUCCAUGGAAAGCUCGGAGCAGGCCGGGAUGGAAGACAUAUUGCUGAACGCCUCCUAACAGAUUACUGCAUUGAAACUGGAGCUCCAGAUGGCUCUUUCCUGGUGCGGGAAAGUGAGACCUUUGUAGGAGAUUACACUCUUUCCUUUUGGAGGAAUGGAAAGGUCCAGCACUGUCGGAUACACUCCAGACAGGAGGCUGGGAGCCCCAAGUUCUUCCUUACAGAUAACCUAGUAUUUGAGAGCCUCUAUGCACUUAUCACCCACUACCAGCAGAUGCCACUGCGAUGUAAUGAGUUUGAGAUGAGGUUGACUGAGCCUGUUCCACAAACCAAUGCACAUGAGAGCAAAGAAUGGUACCAUGCCAACCUUACACGAGCCCAAGCAGAACAUAUGCUGAUGAGGGUACCACGGGAUGGAGCUUUCCUGGUACGCAAGAGAAGUGAACCCAACUCAUAUGCCAUAUCAUUCAGAGCGGAGGGGAAGAUUAAGCAUUGCCGAGUACAACAAGAAGGUCAGAGUGUUGUGCUUGGUAGCUCAGAGUUUGACAGCCUUGUGGAUCUGAUUAGUUAUUAUGAGAAGCAUCCUUUAUACCGUAAGAUGAAGCUCAGGUAUCCCAUCAACGAGGAGACCCUGGAUAAGAUAGGUACAGCUGAGCCGGAUUAUGGAGCGCUCUAUGAGGGGAGGAGUCCUGGUUUCUAUGUGGAACCCAAUCCCAUGCCUGCUAUCAAGUGCUCUGUCAAGGCCCUGUUUGAUUAUAAAGCUCAGCGCGAGGAUGAACUCACGUUCACCAAGAACGCCGUUAUCCAAAAUGUGGAGAAGCAGGAAGGCGGAUGGUGGCGGGGUGACUUUGGAGGCAAAAAGCAGAUGUGGUUCCCAUCCAACUACGUGGAGGAGAUGUUUAACCUUCCCGAGCCAGAGCCUGAGCACCCACAUCUGGAUGAGAACAGUCCUCUUGGAGACCUACUGGGAGGAGUACUGGAUGUGCCUUCUUGCCAAAUUGCUAUUCGCCAUGAGGGUCUGUACAAUCGUCCUUACGUCUUCUCUAUAAAUGUCCCAUCCGUGACAAGAUAUCCACUUGAUGUGGCAGCGGACUCUGCAGAUGAUAUGCUUGACUGGGUGAAGAAGAUCAAAGAAGCAGCCCAAACAGCAGAUGCGCGGCUCACAGAGGGCAAAAUUAUGGAACGCAGGAAGAAAAUUGCCCUGGAAACUCUCUGAACUUGUCAUUUAUUGCCGACCUGUGCCUUUUGAUGAAGAAAAGAUCGGCACAGAGAGGGCAUGCUAUCGGGACAUGUCAUCCUUUCCUGAGACCAAAGCUGAGAAAUAUGUGAACAAGCAAAAAGGCAAAAAGUUUUUGCAGUACAACCGGCGCCAGCUGUCCCGCAUCUACCCUAAAGGCCAGCGUUUGGAUUCCUCUAACUAUGACCCCAUGCCCAUGUGGAUUUGUGGCAGCCAGUUGGUAGCACUCAACUUCCAAACUCCAGAUAAGCCCAUGCAGAUGAACCAGGCCCUGUUCCAAUCGGGAGGUCGCUGCGGUUAUGUUCUGCAUCCAAGCUGUAUGCGUGAUGACGUAUUUGACCCAUUCGACAAAUGUUCCGUCCGUGCAUUGGAGCCAAUUGUUAUCUGUGUCGAGAUUCUAGGUGCCAGACAUCUGCCUAAGAACGGUCGAGGUAUUGUGUGCCCAUUUGUGGAGGUGGAGAUCUGUGGAGCCGAAUAUGACAAUGCCAAGACCAAAACAGAAUUUGUAGUUGAUAAUGGAUUGAACCCGGUUUGGCCCCAGAAGACAUUCCAGUUUCUUAUUACCAACCCAGAGCUUGCCUUCCUGAGGUUCGUGGUCUAUGAGGAGGACAUGUUCAGUGAUCAGAACUUUCUAGCCCAGGCGUCCUUUGUGGUCCGCGGCCUAAAAACAGGAUACAGAUCAGUUCCACUGAAGAAUAAUUACACUGAAGACUUGGAGCUGGCAUCCCUGCUCAUACGUUUAGAAAUCUACUCCAGCAAGCAAGAGAACGGUGAAAUUAAUGGUGCAGCAGCGCCCCGUGAGCGGAUCAGUGACCCGUCAGUUGGUCGAUUACGUGAUGGAAUGGGAGAGUCUCGAUUCCCCGCACAUCAGCUAGAAGAUUUCCGAAUCUCACAAGAAUUGGCGGAUCCUUUUGAGAGAGAGAGGCGGGUGCCACGGAAGACGCGCCUGAGUGGAGACAACCGGUUGUAA